Messenger RNA from Erythranthe guttata (spotted monkey flower), 2151 nucleotides. The record is from RefSeq and is a predicted model, not a curated record. NCBI's taxonomy places the organism in Eukaryota, Viridiplantae, Streptophyta, Magnoliopsida, Lamiales, Phrymaceae.
AUGACGAUUUCAUUAACGGUGAAGAACAAAAUUGGUUUUAUCGAUGACACGAUUUUCGAGCCUGCUGCUGAUGAGUUGGUUAUGAGAAAUGCUUGCAUUCGAAAUAACAGUAUUGUCAUGUCUUGGAUUAUUAAUUCUGUUUCGAAGGAUAUUCAAGGCAGUAUUAUGUAUUCAAAUUCGUCGAAAGAAAUUUGGGAUGAUUUGAAAACUCGGUUCUCGCAGACAAAUGGUCCUCGCAUUUUUCAAUUGCGUCGUGAUUUGGCAAAUCUUACCCAAGGCAGUCAAUCAGUGAAUGUAUAUUUCACUAAAGUCAAGGCUAUUUGGGAUGAAUUGGCGAAUUAUCGGCCAUGUUGUUCUUGUGGCAAGUGUGACUGUGGUGGUUUUGAAAAAUUACAGGCUCAUUAUAAUCAAGAGUAUGUCAUGAGUUUCCUUAUGGGUUUGAAUGGAAGUCUUGCUUCUACUAGAGGCCAAAUCAUGCUCGUGGAUCCGCUUCCUCCCAUAUCUAAUGUGUUAGCGUUUAUUUCUCAAGAAGAACGUCGAAGAUCAGUUGUAUCUUCACAUGUCGAUUCUUCUGGUUCUGUCUUUUCUGUCAAGAAUGAGCCAUUUAAGCGGUCCGUUAAUAAUCAGUUCUACAAUCCUGGGCUCAAGAAGAAAGAGCGGAGUUUUUGCACGCAUUGUAAUAUGCCGGGACACACGGUGGAGAAGUUCUAUAAACUUCAUGGAUAUCCUCCAUCUUAUAAGCAAAAAUCUCGUUUUUCCUCUCAUGAUAAUCAAGUUUCUGGUUUUGACACUCCUUUGGAUCUUCAUUCUUCAGAUUCAGGUGUUAGCUCUCAACACAUGGAUAGAUGUCUUCAGACUAUGACUCCCUCUCAAUGUCAGCAGUUUAUGAAUUUGUUUUCAUCACACAUGGCUGCUCAACAGCAACAAUCUGCUGUUAAUUCUGCUCAGCAACAUUCUUCUGCUCAAGGAGGUGAUACAACCACGGUUUCUUGUGUGACAGGUACUUGUGCUUUAACUGGUACUCCUUCUUUGUCUUCACAUGAUUGGAUUCUUGAUUCAGGAGCUUCUAAACACAUUUGUCAUGAUAAGCCGAUGUUUGUUAAUCUCAGAUCUGUUAGUAAUUCCAGGGUUCUUUUACCUGAUUCUUCUGUUUUAAUUGUUUCCUAUGUGGGUGAUGUUCGUUUUUCUAAUGAUAUUUUUCUUACUGGGGACAAGUUCUUCAAGAUGAUUGGCAGGGGUAGAAAGGUUGAGGAGCUUUAUGUCUUGGAUAUACCUCAUUUUCAGCAUUCUCUUUCCAUAUAUUCUUUUAAUUCUGUGGUUUUUCGUAAUCAAUCCUCUGCCACUGUUUGGCAAAGAGUUUCUCUUGGUUUUUUUGCUCCUAAAGACAGCUAUUGUCAUGUUUGCCAUGUUGCUAAACAGAAGAGGCAUCAUUUUCCUUCUCAUAAUCAUGUUGCUGACCAUGUUUUGAUCUCAUUCAUUGUGAUAUUUGGGGUCCUUAUAAAGUACACAUGGGUUCAUUUGGUUCAUUCUAAAUUUGAUGCUUUAGUUGUGAUUCUCGUUUUAUUUCUAUGGUUCAAACUCAGUUUGGUCUUACACAAUGUUUCUCCUUACAGCAUUCUUUAUCCUAAUUCUCCUUUUGAUUAUACUAGUCUUAAAGUUUUUGGUUGUCUUUCCUUUACUUCCACCUUAUCUGCUGCUAGAGAUAAGUUUCAGCCUAGAGCAAGGUCUUGUGCUUUUAUUGGGUAUCCUACUGGUGUUAAGGGUUAUAAAUUCUUAGAUAUUCACAGUAGGGAAGUGUUUUUCUCUCGAGAUAUGGUGUUUCAUGAAGAUCAGUUUCCUUUUACUAAUAUUCCUAAUUCUUCCACUGAGUCUCUGUUUGAUUCUCAGUCUGUUGUUCCUCUUUCUCAGUCUAUUUCUUUAUCUGUUGUGCCCAUUGAUCCUUAUGUGGAUCCCUUGCCUUCUGCUUCUUCUUCUCAGCCUAGAAGGUCUGUUAGACAGGUCAAGCCUCCUUCUUAUUUAACUGAUUAUGCUUGUUUUGGUUUGCAUAAGUCUAAUUACCCCAUUGCUUCUGUUUUGUCUUAUAAUAAGUUGUCUAAUGAUUAUAGACAAUUUGUUCUUAAUAUUUCUCAUGAUUCUGAGCCUCAUACUUAA